GUAACGUGCCGAGCGCGCUGUGCAUUCACUCGCAGCGUAAACAUCGCUAGAUUAUAACGUUAAACUUUAACUUUGCUCUCAUAUUGAAUUAUUUUAAAUAUAUAAUUUACAAUAGUGCGACCAACAACAUAAAGUGCUCUAAUCUUCUUAUAUACUAUUCAACUCGUGAAUAUUCCUACGUGGAUUUCAAAUAUUUGACGGGGGAUUAAGAAACGAUUGCGAAGGUUGAAUUUCGUCACAAUGGACGCAACAAUGGAAAACAAAAUGGGUUUACCCCCACCGUAUGAGCCAGCGGCGCCUAACCCUGCACCACCACCUUCGUACUUCGGAGACAACCCGCCGCCGCCGCCGGGCUUCGUGGCCCCACCUGUGGCCCCACGCACCACGGUCAUCACGAGCGCGACAACGAGACCUGGGUCCACAAAACUCGGCCCUGGGCCCACAGGAACUACCUGUGCAACGUGCAACAAAUCGAUUGUAACUCGAGUCGAGUACGUGCCCAAUAAUCGAACGCAUAUAGUAUCCGCUGCCCUAUGCGUCCUCGCUGGUUGCUGUUGCGGGUGCAUCGUGCCGUAUUGCAUGCGCUCCUGCAAGACUGCCAACCACUAUUGCCCACAAUGCAAGGCUUUCGUCGGCUCACACCAACCCUCCUGAACGUCUAGGCUACAUAUAUCUUAAAGCGAAUUUCUUAAGAAUAUACAAACCGAAUCUAUUUGCAAAUUAUGCCUGUCGAAUUUAACUACCUAAAAACACACGGUUAUACAGAUCGCUUAUCGUCAAAUGACGACACCAUUGAAGUUUAAAUACAAUCCUUAUUGCUCUAUGAUACAUGAUGAAUUAACCCUAAACUGGGUUUAAGACGUUUACCUAAUAAGUUUAAGUCGGUCUGUCUUUUGCCUACGAUUGCGACGUAGUUGCGUCCCUAUUUCCCAUACUCGUAAAAAUUAAGAUGCUUUAAUGGUUUUGAUGCUCACAGAUAGCUAAAGAACUACUAUCACAGGAAAUUUGCAAACAGAUUAAAUUAUUUUGUAAUCGAUCUUUUAAAAUGGCUUUAUUCUACGAAUCUUUCUAAGUUUUUAUUGAAUUUAAUAGUAUAGGUAAGUUUAUUAGGUAAAAAUAUAACAUCGCAAGCAUGGAACUGUUUCUUACUUAAGUACUAUAUAAAUAAUGUUUUAAAAUCAUUUUAGAAUUCUCUGCUGGGUAAUGUAAUGAAACUAAACAUAAGUGUGUACCAACUAGGUACUUAGUGAUAAGAAACUGGCGUAAAUCUUUAAUUAUGAUUAUAUAACAAAGAGUUACUUAAUAAAACACAAUAUUUCUGUGA
Messenger RNA from Pectinophora gossypiella (pink bollworm), 1324 nucleotides. RefSeq names its product lipopolysaccharide-induced tumor necrosis factor-alpha factor homolog. The transcript is spliced from 3 exons. The coding region runs from base 241 to 654 and encodes 137 amino acids. NCBI's taxonomy places the organism in Eukaryota, Metazoa, Arthropoda, Insecta, Lepidoptera, Gelechiidae. Gene Ontology annotation, molecular function: zinc ion binding. The record is from RefSeq and is a predicted model, not a curated record.